Engraulis encrasicolus (European anchovy) is the source of this 9167-nucleotide messenger RNA. It is a transcript of the gene znf292b, whose product is annotated as zinc finger protein 292b. The transcript has 8 exons. Gene Ontology annotation, molecular function: DNA-binding transcription factor activity, RNA polymerase II-specific; DNA binding. Lineage: Eukaryota; Metazoa; Chordata; Actinopteri; Clupeiformes; Engraulidae. Gene Ontology annotation, cellular component: nucleus. Gene Ontology annotation, biological process: regulation of transcription by RNA polymerase II. Bases 1 to 8232 code for a protein of 2743 amino acids. The record is from RefSeq and is a predicted model, not a curated record.
AUGGCGGACGAGGAGGCCGAACAGGACUGCAGCGGGUUGCGCGGUGCAAGCACACUAAAGGAAGAACUUCAGGAACGAUUAGAAGAGCUUUUAGUUGCGUUGAAGGCUAGCGUCGACUCUCCUGUGCAAUCUGCAACACUCUACUGUCAGGCGUUUUGCCAGACUCUGGUGGAGUAUGCAGGCCGCUGGAGGAUUGAGGAGAACCCGCUGCCUGUGGUGGAGGUCUACUCGGCCGCCCUGCUCAGCUACUCCCGGGCCUCUGCCUUCCUCUCCACCCAGUGUGAGAACGUCUACCUGGUGCCCGAGAGGCUCUCGCUGAGCUAUCUGGAGCUGCUCCUAUCACUCCCCGACAAUUCCCCACCGUCCCUCUGGCAGCUGUUUCAAGCUUCUGUGCAGUCUGCACAUGACCAGUUGCAGAAAAAUGGCAUUUCCCAGCUGCACUUGUUGGCCAGGUUGGCAGAGGAGUCUGGAGUCUGGAGCUGCAGCACACUGCAAAGCAUACUCUCCAACGAGGCGCCGCAAACUGACAAAGUGCAUCCAUUCCUUGCUGUGGAGGGCCCCAUUUUGUUGGAGAUGAGGAUAAAGCACCUGAUCAAAGAGGGCCACCUGAGCAAGGCUGCCCUGCUGGCCAAGGCCUGCUUCGAGUUCCCCGAGUUUGAGGGCAAGGGGCAUUUCAAACAGAUGUACCUCGUCAGCAUCUGCAAUGUGGCCGAGCAGGAGCAGUUGAUGGAGGAGAUAUCAAAGGUGGACUGUAAGGAUGCGCUGGAGAUGAUCUGUAAUCUGGAGUCGGACGGGGAUGAGAGGGGAGCGUUCACUCUGUGCUCUGCCUUUCUCACCCACCAGCUCCUGCAUGCUGACUCGUACUGUGCUUGGGAACUUACUUUAUUUUGGAGCAACCUGCUAAAGCGCCAAGAAUCGUCGGAGCAAGGUUAUCUAGAACGGUGUCGGCAGAUGUCCAAGUUAUCCAAAACCGUUUUCCACAUCCUGUUCUUCAUCAAAGUCAUUCAGUCAGAGGUCAAUGAGGUUGGCUUGCCAUUGUGCAUUGAAAUGUGCAUCAAGGCUCUCCAGCUGGAGUCUGUGGAUGGCAAGACGAGGGCCACAGUCUGCAAGACCAUCUCGUGCCUGCUGCCCACGGAUCUGGAGGUGAAGAGGGCCUGUCAGCUCACAGAGUUUCUCAUCGAGCCCACGGUAGACUCCUACUAUGCCGUGGAGACGCUGUACAACGAACCCGACCAGAAGCUGGAGGAGGAGAAUCUACCCGUCCCCAACUCCCUGCGCUGCGAGCUUCUGCUGGUCUUCAAAACCCAGUGGCCCUUCGACCCAGAAUUCUGGGAUUGGAAGGCGCUGAAGCGUCGCUGUCUCGCUCUGAUGGGCGAGGAGGCGUCCAUCGUGUCGUCCAUUGAUGAGCUCAACGAUGACGAACAGCCCGUGGAGGACGACCAAGAGCACGAGGAUUUUAAAGAUGUGACUGAGUGCUUUGUGGACACUACAAAUGAACUUAAGGAAAUAACGGAUCAGAGGCAGAAAAAUAGAGAAGUUAAAAAACUGAGGGAGAAGGGUUUCGUCUCGGCCAGGUUUAGGAACUGGCAGGCCUACAUGCAGUACUGCGUCUUGUGCGACAAGGAAUUUCUCGGACACAGGAUCGUGCGGCACGCUCAGACUCACUACAGAGACGGACGCUACAGCUGCCCGAUUUGCACACAGACUUUUGACGCCAAGGAAACACUGGUGCCACACGUAGCGUCCCACGUAAAGCUGUCGUGCAAAGAACGUUUAGCUGCGAUGAAGACCACUAGGAAAUUGGCCAAAGCGGCUGCAGCAGCACCAGCAGCGUCUCUCAAAUCGAAAGCAGGUGAAAAUCAGGAGCGCAAAGCUAAGGUGAAAACCAAUAAUGUAAACGGUGACCCCGGACAUGACACUGGGGACCCUGCACAUACUGCAGGAGUUGGGAGUGCCCAGGAAUCAGUUGAGGAAAAUGUAUGCCCAGUACCAAAUUGCAGAAAAGGGUUCAAGUACUUCAAAAAUUUGCUUAUUCACGUUAGAGACCACGGUGACAACGAAGAGGCGAAACGCUUCUUGGAAAUGCAGAACAAGAAAGUGGUCUGUCAGUAUUGUCGCCGGCAGUUUGUCAGCGUCACUCACCUUAAUGACCACUUGCAGGUGCACUGUGGUGCCAACCCCUAUAUCUGCAUACAGCUCAAUUGCAAAGCCUGUUUCAACUCGAAUGCUGAGCUUCUCGUCCACAGCAAGGAACAUGAGUACUUUAAAGCUAAGUGCAUGUUCCCUGGCUGUGGGAAGAUUUUCUACGAGGCGUACAUGCUCUACGACCACGAAGCUCAGCAUUACAAAACGUUCACGUGCAGAGUCGAUGGUUGCGGAAAGAUCUUCCACUCGCAGGCGCAGUGGGACGAGCAUCAGCAGGAGCACAUCCAGAAUGAGGAUGACGAUGAAGAGACGGACAGUGACACCACUGAACAGCCCAGUGAAAUUGCCACCAACACACACCAACUCUCUGGCCAGGCUAAUAGCCCAGUCGGCCCUCACCAAAUAGACCCAAGUCAGUUGCAAAACAUUUCCCAACGAGGUAUACAACAGCAGCAUACCUUGAUUCAGCCCUCGGAACCCCCAAAAGUCAAGCACUCGAUUGAGAACAUGCUAAAUAGUUUUGGCUCCCUCCCUACACACGAGCCUCUUGCAAAUCAAAUUAAAGCUGAGCCGGUUGACCAUACGCACUUCCCGUUGCAGGAAGUCUCUUACCCAAAAGUCCCCAUGAAUCAGCCCUCAAUGAACGUCCACCAUCCUCAUGCAAAUCAGUCUGGGCCACAGGAUCCCCAUGCAGGAGCAUACAUGUAUGAUCCCAUGCAAAGUGUGCCAAACACUGCAAUGCCCCCGGCUCCUUCAUAUCACGGUGUGGAAAACUUCCAACAGUUUCCCAUCACUGACGGUUUACAACCUCAACAUCCUCAACCUUACAUUCAGCAACCGUAUGCCCCUCAAAGUCAUGUUAACAUGAGCCACAAUGCUGAUUUUAGUGGCCAUGUCCCAGCGCCGUAUCAGAGCAUGCCAGCUAGUCAUAUGCCUUCAGUGGGCCAUGCGUCAAACCCUGUUGCGAUGAUGCCGGGAAAUAUUCCGCCCGCCUCCCAGGCCCUGCCUGCACGACUGGCUCCCCAGCCUCUUAACGGCCACUGCACCGCCACUCAAAUGGUGCACCCCCCUCCUCCUGGCCCCAGUGUUCAGACCCAGCCGGAGGUGGAGAAGGAGAGACACCGCUGCGUGUUUGAGAACUGUGAUCGAACGUACAGCUCCUACCGAAGUGUUACCAAGCACAUGAAGGCAGUGCAUCCAGACUUUUAUGUGCAGUGGAAGAUGGAAAAGAAGACCAACAGAGUGUCCACGGUGGUGCCGAGAAGCACAAAUACUUUGCCUGGUCCGCAACAACAAGCUGGAAGCAGAGUGCCACCUUCCCCACAACAGCAGAUAAAUGCUCUUGGUCAACCCUCACCCUAUCCCACACCAUGCCAGACCUCAAAUGGUCCGACUCUGUCCUGCCAUUCAAUGGCACUCUCGGAUGAAGCUCUGCCUGAUGAAAUGGACAGUAUCUUGAAUCCCAUCCUAAUGACGCAAUUGGGCAGCUCCCCUAACCAAAUGCCUUCAUUACCAUCGUCACAUGUGAACCCACCAUGGCAUGGUCCACAUUUAAACAAUGUCGGUGCUCAACAGUCAAACCAGUGCACUUCUCAGUUUAAUCCUGACCCCCAUGGACUGCAUAGUAACACUUAUACCUCACAGUAUAACAACACUGGUCAACACUCCACAGGUGUCCAUAAUCAAAAUAUGAGUCAUUGUUCAUUACAAACCUACGAAGGAAUUACAAACCCCCAUAUUCCACCACAUUUAAACAGCAGUCAGCACCUGACUGAUAAAUCCAGGGACGGAUAUCACUCUGUUAAUGGUCAGUGCUAUUCUGACAAUCUCAGUGGAAGAACACGGUUUCCAGCCGUUAGUCAUGUGACUCCAUCCGACAUGAACAGGACUAACAACGCCAUGCUCCCAUCGCAUAUGAGCACAGAGUCUGGCCCUUCGUUGCCCUCGUAUCAAAAUAAUUCUGGAGUUAAUGAGCAACACAGGGGUCCGCCAGCACAUCCAUACAACCAACAAACACCAAUUAAUUCCGUGCCAGUGGUGAAGCAAGAGGAAAAGGAUGUGGAUGUGAAUAAAACAAAGACGGAAGACAAUUCUGACUCGGGUAAAACAGGCAAAGAUUCUCAAGACAAUUCAGAGAACGGGGAGAAGAAACGAAAGCGAAACAGAAGGACAAAGUGGCCUGCCAUUGUACGGGAUGGAAAAUUCAUCUGUCCUAGAUGUUUCAGAGAAUUCCAAUGUCCUAAAUCUCUUGGAGGUCACUUGUCAAAAAGAUCUCACUGCAAAGGUUUCGAUGAAACGGACCUUACUGCAAGCUUGCCAUCAUCGUUCCUUGAUUUGCUAAAUUCACCACAUAUUACAAACUCCCCACAGUCUGCCUCAUCACCACAGUACAACUUCAAAGAUGAGCCUUUUGAGCCCAUCCCCAAAGGCCCACUCGAUCCUAAAUUAUUCCCCAAUGUUAGCUUCCCUCAAGCAACUAGCAACUCGUAUAGUGUUGACCAAAAUAAUGUGAUUGCCAAACAGGUAUUGGAUCAUUCAGCAAUUCCUGGUUUAUAUGACGCACCGGGGCAACAACAGGCUUACCAAAACCCCAGUGGUAGCUAUUCAUCAGGCAGACUCUUGCAUGACAAUACAGUGAUGCAGCAUGCGGCCAAUGAUCAACUGAAGACUGAAAGUCAGCCUCCCGGUCAGACCUACACUCAGUCUUCUGACCCAUUAUUUGGGGAUGACUUUGGUGACCCUCUGAUCUCUCAGUUCUUGUCUGAAAACCAGCCACUCUCCUCUCUAAAUACUCUUCCGCCAGAUCACGUCAAUCAAAUAUUGAGAGCGGAAACUCUAAUGAAAAUGAAGGAGAUUAAAAGUAAGGCCACUGCCCCCAAUGCAACUGGCCUUUCAAAUGACGGGCUUCUUUCGGCGAUGGCCAACCUAGCUCAAAACCUCAUGACAGACCCACACCAGCUACUCGCCUCCCCAGACAGUCAGACCUCAUCAGGCUCUGCUGGCCUUUCAGCUGACAGCCAAAAGGACCACUCCGAGCAAAAUGUUAAGAAAAGAUUGCGUGAGCAAAUCCUCUCCGGUGAGAUUCACAGGAGAAACAGCUCGUCUCAUACACCCAACACUGAGUCUAGUGGCAGCUCCACACCUUCGUCAGCCUCCAAUCAGGCGAAAGGAGUCAAUAUGGUUUCUCCUCCCUGUAGUAUUGGGCCAAUGACCUUUCAAGGUGAAGAGAGAUUUCAACUGGAUAAUAAAGUUAUGGCCACUGCAGCACCAAUCCCACCUGUCAGUGCCAUGCCAUCGCUACAGAAUUGUCAACCUAAUGCUGGGCUCACACAAACUCAUCAGAUGCCCUUAGCACAAAGUGCAGAGGCAGGGACAGACUCUAAACAAGGUAUUCUGCCCUCUGAAGGUUCAGUUGAUACCAUGUUUGAAAUUCAGAGGUAUUUUGAAAUGAUGGACUUGGAUAGAGAAGGCAUCCGUUGUGCUGACUCUGUGGAAGCCAAGGUUUCCAUCGAGCCUACUUGCAGUACCAACAUAGUUGAUUCAAAUAUUAUUACCAGUGGAGAGACACCUUUGGAGACCCACGCUGACUUCCAAAAACCAUUCACCUGUGAUGUCCCAGAUUGUCAGUACAAAGCUAUGACAAAAGAUGCACUUUUCAAACACUUUUAUAAGGCCCAUAACUACUCUGAAGAGAUGUUAAGUCAAUUGAGGAAAAACUUGAAAUUUGCUCCAUUCAGCUGCCAAAUGUGCGGCAAGACUUUCACUCGUAAUUCCAAUCUUAGGGCUCAUUGCCAAGUAGUUCACAGCCUCUCGCAGGAGGAGAUGGUAAAAAUGAAAAUUAAGCGCUCAUAUAAUAAAAGAAUGGAAGGCGCUGAUGGGUCAACCACUCAUCCACUUCAGAGUCCUGCAUUGCAUUCAGAGUACCAACAGAAAAACAGUCAGAGAGUACCCAACCCAUUGGCUGAGUUGGAGAAAAUCAAACCAGAGUGUCUGUUGGCUCCAUUCGCACAUGCCACUGCACCAAGCGCCACCUUUUCAGAUGUGACACAGGAUAAGCCUCAUCAUGCUGGUUCACACAUGACACAGCAAAUUAGACCCAGUCAUACAGUCACACAGGCAACUGUUCAGCCUGAAAUGGUUCCUACUGGACCAGUCCCUGUGAGUAAUGUAAAGAUGGAACAGAGGUCAAAGAUCGACCCGCUUCCUGCACAACAUCGACUUCAAGGCCUGCAAGCUAGAAGCUCUUUACCAGUAGAGAGUCCAUCUCCGUACCACGAUAGGUCUGCCUUGCCCCCCUCUGCAAAUUCAUGCAGUACACUGUCUCCAGAGAAGAACGCUAAACCCACAAACUCGAGAGUGGCAAAGCCCAGAACAGACACUCCCAAAAAGGCCAAGGAGAGGAAGCCAGAGACGGAGGAUGCGUUCAGUCCGUAUCGUCCGUAUCGCUGUGUUCACCAGGGGUGCACAGCAGCCUUCACCAUUCAGCAGAACCUCAUCCUGCAUUACAAAGCCGUUCACCAGUCAGCUUUGCCACAUCUACAGAUUAACAAUGAGGGGGAGGAUGGGGACCAGGCAGAGGGAGAAAAUGAGGAGCAGGAAGAUGAGAAUGAAGCAGAGGGUGAGGUAACACCCAUCACAGAGUUCAGGUGCCAAGUCAAAGACUGCUCUAGGAUUUUUCAAGAGGUGACUGCUCUGCUGCAACAUUACCUGCAGCUCCACAAGUUCAAAAUGGACAAGGCGGGUGCCCUCCUCUCCAGCAUCAACCUGGGCCGGUUUAGAUGUGACCAACCUGGAUGCACCAGGUCUUUCACAGCUUUUUGGAAAUAUGUUGCCCAUACGGAAAAAGAUCACAAGGAGGCCAAAAUGCCCAAAGUGGAGGCUGUUGAGGGCAUGUUCAGGUGUGACGUUGAAGGCUGUGACUGUGCCUACACCACCCGCCACAACCUGCUGCGACACACCAUGAAAAAGCACCAAGACCUGUACAAACUCCAGCUCAUGAAUCAACAAAAAAUUGAGGAGAGGACAAAGCCAAUAUCCAGAAAGGCCCAGUACAGUGACUCUGACGGAAAAGAAAACAUUGAGAACAACACAAAGAUGACACAAAAGGUGAGCGAUAAGAAAAGAAAGGAUGUAGAGGAGAACCACUGGACAAAGUAUGGAAAGCCGUCUCUGAAGGGAAUGGACGAGGCUGCCGCUAUGUGUACGAAAAACUUCCCCUUGCAGUAUCCGUGCAUGAUAAAGGGGUGUGAGUCAGUGAUGAACUCUGAGAAAAAUGCCUUUAAGCAUUACGUCAAGCACGGCCUGUCUGAGAAGUAUCUCGAAGAGCAGAGAAGCCAUUUCAUAUUCUGCAAGAAGAUGCCGCGCUCCAAAUUCCGCAGGUCGACCAGAAGUGACGACACGGAGGAAUCCGAGGACUGUUUCCUGGAGACUUCAGAGUCUGAAGAAACCGGCCCAGAUGGAUCUGAAUUUUCAAAGCCGACGUCAGAAAAGGAGAGCACAGAGCCUGAACUAUCGGACACGAAGGCGGCUAAUGAAGGGUCGUCUGACUCGUCGGUGGUGGUGAAACGGAAAAGGGGCCGCCCACGAAAAACAGAGCGUCGUCACCGGGCCCCCCAGCAACGCAGGUCAAGCGGUAGAUUGAGAACUAGGAAUCACUCCAUCAAUUAUGCCGACACUGGCUCAGACUCCAACAUCUCAAGCCCAGCCCCAGCAGCAGAGGACAAUCCUGAACAGGUGGCUGCAAUAAACUCAUUCAGGCCUAUGGGAUUUGAGAUGUCGUUCCUUCAGUUCCUGGAGAAGAAAUCCUGCAGCUCUUUAAAAAGACGCUCCAGUGACGACUCGAUAGUCGACCUCCCGUGUAAACGAAUGUCCAACGUCCACCUGAAAAACGCCACAGUCCUGUGCACACGAGCGGACACUAGUUGUUAUUACAAAGAGAUUCAAAGGUAUGUGGAUUUCAGAAAUCCAGAAAAGCUGACCUCGCUCAGGAAUGUGACGUUUGCGUUAGAGAAGUCGUUGGCAGGUGUAGCAGACCUCCUCCUUAGGCAGCUUCAUGAAAUGCGCCCCACUGUUAUUCUUCAUAAAUAGCCAGACGCUCAAUUACAAAGACUUACUGACUGACUGCCUGAAUGUCUUCAUUUUAAGUAAUCAGUACUCAGGAUUUGGACUGCUGCAACAUUUGCUGCGGAAUGGUGCCCAUUAACAUGGAUUAUCUUUGUGAAAAAAAUUGCUCAUUUUAAAAUCAUGUGAUACUAGGUCUGAACAGCUUGCGUAUUGACAUGUUCCAGUGAAUUGAAAUAUUAAGAUUCGAUCACCAAAAAUGAUCAUAUGUUCAUUUUAACGUUGCUCUGUAGUUGCAGAGUUAACUCUUAUAUAAUGUGAAGCAUGGUUCCCCCACCCACCACCACCCUUCUCCAUAUCAUGUUGCCUUGGUAUUAUGUAUUUAAAAAAGAUUUUUUUUUAAACUCAUCACAUCGUCCAGCCCCCUUUGGUUGUAUAAAAUAAUGUGUAGGUUCUGUGGUACUCCUGGUAGAUACUUAAGUGGUUCUGAACGAAUUAUCCUUGUAAAUGUGUAAUUGUAGAUAGUCCUCUCUGUCCCUGUGUACAUAUUGACUAUGAGACUGCUGCAUUUACCAGCUGUCGGUCAGAAGAUAAAAAAGUGUUCCUGUGUUUCUGUUACUAAACAGACAAUGGUUGUCCAUCUUAUACACGCCUUUUGUUUAUAUUGUAUUUUUUGCCUUUCUUGAAUGAAAUUGUCUUAAAGCCCAUGCUUAAAGCAUAUGUCACAAACCACCAUCACUUGGUUGUGAUUUCUCCACCCUCAGAUGAAGUAUAUAGCAUCUUCAUGCCUUUCUUGUUUGUCACCCAACUCGCAAUACACCAGCAUUUUUAUAUACUCCUGGGGACUGUGGUGGAUUACUUUUAUUUUGAAAUCAAAACGGUUCCAUUUGUAUGUAAAACUGCAGACACUGGAUGCUUUAUUUGAAAGAUCUUUAUUAUGUAUAAAAUGGUUUCAAAGAAUA